Gracilinanus agilis (Agile Gracile Mouse Opossum) is the source of this 1298-nucleotide messenger RNA. RefSeq names its product myo-inositol oxygenase (gene MIOX). The coding region runs from base 87 to 1043 and encodes 318 amino acids. Gene Ontology annotation, molecular function: inositol oxygenase activity; iron ion binding. The record is from RefSeq and is a predicted model, not a curated record. Gene Ontology annotation, cellular component: cytoplasm. NCBI's taxonomy places the organism in Eukaryota, Metazoa, Chordata, Mammalia, Didelphimorphia, Didelphidae. The transcript is spliced from 10 exons. Gene Ontology annotation, biological process: inositol catabolic process.
CGGAUAUAAGAGCCUCCGGGCUCGGCCAGCCCGCACAUGAGGCACAUUCCCUUCUUCUCCUGUUUCCCACGAGGCCUGUGGUCAAGAUGAAGGUUCUCAUGGGUCCAGACCCUUCUGAGAUUUACCGACCGGAGGGGAACAAAAACAAAGAGGACUUCCGAAACUACACUUCAGGACCCCUCCAGGAUCGAGUCUACAACACGUACAAGCUCAUGCACACCUACCAAACCGUGGACUUUGUCAGGAGAAAGCAUGCGGAAUUUGGCGGAUUCUCAUAUAAAAAGAUGUCCGUGAUGGAGGCCGUGGAUCUCCUGGAAGGGCUGGUGGACGAGUCAGACCCAGAUGUGGACUUCCCCAAUUCAUUUCAUGCGUUUCAGACGGCUGAGGGCAUCCGGAAGGCUCACCCAGAUAAGGACUGGUUCCACCUCGUGGGGUUGCUGCAUGAUCUGGGGAAGAUCCUGGUUCUGGCUGGAGAGCCACAGUGGUCAGUGGUUGGAGACACCUUCCCUGUUGGUUGCCGCCCCCAAAAAUCUGUUGUCUUUUGGGAUUCAACUUUUCAAGACAAUCCUGAUACCAAGGACCCUCGAUACUGCACUGAGUAUGGCAUGUACGAGCCCCACUGCGGCCUGGAGAAGGUCCUGAUGUCCUGGGGCCACGACGGGCCAGGCCGGGUCUGUGGAAUGGGAGCUGCAGGAGGGAGCUCUGGGGGGAGGGGAUCUUCAAGGCUCUGGGGGCCGGCGGCCAGGCCUGGGACCAUCUCUCCUUGUCCAGAGUACAUGUACCAAAUGAUGAAGUUCAACAAGUUCUCUCUGCCUCCGGAGGCCUUCUACAUGAUCCGUUUCCACUCCUUCUACCCCUGGCACACUGGUGGUGAUUACCGGCACCUCUGUAGCACCCGGGACCUCGACAUGCUGCCCUGGGUGCAAGAAUUCAAUAAGUUUGAUCUCUACACCAAGUCGGAGGACCUGCCCGAUGUGUCUGAGCUUCGCCCAUACUACCAGGGCCUCAUUGACAAAUAUUGUCCCGGGAUCCUCUGCUGGUAGCGGCCCCUGCUCGGGUCCGAGCCCAGGCUCCUUGGCCCUUCGACAGCCCAGCCACGCUCGCCUGCCUCACCAGGAGCAGCCAGCUCCUUCCCUUGGGCUUGCCCGCCUGCCCACAGGCCCUGGCUCCCCCUUCCUCGGAGAGGAGAUCCUGGGGCCCAGGAGGGGCAGCUACUCCCAGUCCCCGCCACAUCUUCCCUGGCACACGCCAGGGUCGCUGGGCACUGCUCAGAAGGAAUAAAGAACGGACGCACCCGG